AUGGGAGGCAUUCGGCCUGUUCUAGCAGGCUUCGUCUUCGCCUUCAUUGCCCUACUUGCCCAUGUAGAAGCUGUUCCCAAACUCCCGAAAACCUGUCCUCCGUUUACAAAAGGGAGCUUCACAAUCCAGCAGUACCAACUUUACCCCGAGAAUGCGGACUGGGACGUUGACAACUGCAUCGUUUACUUUGGAUCACUGUUUAACGCAAGCGUUGUCGUUUAUGACCCCUACAAAGAUUCGGUUAUCGACAUCAUCACGUUUGACGGCAUAACCCACAACCCAAACCUGCACAUAGGCGGCGUGCAAGUUGACGCCCAUACAAAACUCGUUUCUGUUGUCGUCGAUGCCGCUGCUGCCUUCAACACCGCCGGCAAGGAUAUAUCUGGCGAUAACUUCAUCAUCAAGUACGACCCCGCCAAAAAACAAGUCGUCUGGAACAAGAACAUCACUGCUGUGACGAAAGGUCAGUACGGCGGCUUUCAGGAUAUCGAGCACGACCCCAGCGGAAACACCUACGUCGUGGGAUCAUUUCCGGGGACCAUCAUGAAGGUCGACCCCAAAGGCUCUGCCGUGGAAUCGUGGUUUCUCCCGCAGCAGUUGGUCCCUUCGAAAAUGGGCUUCUCCGGACUUGCGGCAACGGGGAACAUUCUCUUGUCGAACAACAACGAGGACCGCCAGAUCUACCGAUUCAACAUGAAGGAUGACAAGGGCAAGCCGGAGCUCGUCCCCCGUACCCCAGAAGCGAGCCUCGAUGCAACUGACGCCAUAUACUUGCCGCCAAGAUACGAGGGGAAAGUGCUGCUUGUCGCCGAGAACCUAAGGGGCAUCACCGUUCUUCGAUCGAAGGACGGUUUAUGGAAGUCGGCCGAGCAUUUGGGCACGGUUCCUAACAACUCUUCGGCGGCACAAGGCGGCAUCGUCACGGCUCCCGUUCAAAUUGGCGAUAACCUCUUCAUGGUAGAGGAGUUCUUCACGGAUACACCCGUGCCUGGCUCGACUGCUGGAAACAGAACAAAUUUUCCUUUGGUUGAUAUCACAUCCGACGUUGAGAAGCUACUGCGCAAGUCGAACGGUUGUUAA
Messenger RNA from Colletotrichum karsti, 1080 nucleotides. RefSeq lists its product as uncharacterized. The transcript is spliced from 2 exons. Gene Ontology annotation, molecular function: protein binding. The record is from RefSeq and is a predicted model, not a curated record. Lineage: Eukaryota; Fungi; Ascomycota; Sordariomycetes; Glomerellales; Glomerellaceae. Bases 1 to 1080 code for a protein of 359 amino acids.